CUACCUCUACUCGCCUAUGAUGCAUCCGAUUAGAUAUGAAACAUCAUCCUUUAACCAAGUCGUCUGAUCGCCCACCCAACUCGCUGGAGCCAGAGGUGAGCACGCGUCGGCAUUAACCAACUUUCCGAAAUGGGGUUGAGUCGUGAACUGAUUCCAGCCUCGGCACUUUAUGACUGCUUGCACGUGGGCCACGUUACGAACACGAGAUACGAGCUCACAGCCACUUGCUAUUCGGUUGGUGGAGGGAUUCUUUCUCCGCACAAUUGCGGGCUUCAGAAUUACGACGAGGACGGACGCGAGGGAAUAGCAGUUUGGUUCAGGCGAGGAAGUCUGCUGUUGUAUACCUUCCCAAUUUACCUGCGUCCAUCCACGUUAUGGCCGAAUCUUCCCCUCCAGAGUUGACUGAGUGGCAUCCCUUGCUGCGCUCAUCCGCAAAAUAUGAUCUCGUCUCCCCCAGUGUCAGCCCUAUCUCCAUUUCCGAAUUGCUAGAUAUAUCGGAUAAUAGAGGUGAAACCGAGAGACAACUAGCGCUGAACAAUUUCAGACUGGGAGAAGAUGAAUCACCAGUGGGAAGUGUCGAAUUCCGGAAGAACCUGGCUUCGCUCUAUUCUGCUCGCUCAGCGGGAGUUACGCAAGAUCACAUCAUAAUAUCCCAUGGAACCGCUUCCUCAAAAUACACCGUGUUCGCUGCCUUGCUUUCGCCAGGCGACCACGUCAUCUGUCAGUACCCGGUUGAUGGCCUCCUCUACGAAACCCUAGCAUCUCUCGGUGCCGAAGCAGCGCGGUGGGAGGCAGAGCCUGCGAAAAGAUGGCAGCUGGAUCUCGAGGAACUUAAGAACUUGAUCAAAGAUAACACAAAAAUGAUUGUGAUCAAUAGUCCCUGCAACCCGACCGGAGCGAUUGUCUCGAAACCAAAACUUGAAGCUCUCAUCGAAGUUGCAGAAGAGAAGGGCAUAUUCAUAUUGGCAGACGAAAGCUACAGGCCCUUAUUCCAUUCAAUAUCACCGUCAGAUGAAGACUUCCCACCCUCGGCAAUCAACAUGGGAUACCCAAAGGUUAUUGUGACGGGCACAAUAAGCCAAGUAUACAGCUUGCCCGGAAUUAAGGCUGGCUGGAUUGCUUCGAAGAACAAAGAAAUCCUGGAAGCCUGCAGCCGGGCCCGGCGCCAUUUAGACCUGUCGGCUUCAAAGCUCGAUCAAGCAGUAGCUGCAGAGGCUCUGAAUGAUCGAUGUAUUCACGCACUGUUAGGCAGGAAUAUCAGACUGUGUCAAACUAACCUGGAGCUUCUUCAGGGAUUCAUCGAGGAACACAGCUGGGCUUGUUCAUGGGUGAAGCCAUUAGCCGGAACGACCGCCAUGCUCAAAUUCCACAAGAUGGGGAAGCCUGUGGAUGAUGCGAAGUUUUGCUUAGCUCUUCUCAAAGAGUCAGGCCUGUUCAUCUGUCCAGCAAGUACGUGCUUCGGUGACAGCAAAUAUCGCGGGUACGUUCGAGUCGCAUUUGGAGUUUCGACAUCGCAAUUGAGAUCGGCGCUUGCGGCCUGGACUUCUUUCAUGGAAGAGAACUAUGACUCUGUCCCAACGGCAUCAAGAAAGUGAAAUCCUCAGCCGUCGCUAGCAGCAUUGUCACUCUGAACGUAAUAGUAUCAAUGUUUCGCCAAACCAUGUGGCCACCAAAUAAAAC
This is a messenger RNA of Exophiala xenobiotica, 1680 nucleotides long. RefSeq lists its product as uncharacterized. The transcript is spliced from 2 exons. Bases 375 to 1595 code for a protein of 406 amino acids. Gene Ontology annotation, biological process: biosynthetic process. Lineage: Eukaryota; Fungi; Ascomycota; Eurotiomycetes; Chaetothyriales; Herpotrichiellaceae. Gene Ontology annotation, molecular function: pyridoxal phosphate binding. The record is from RefSeq and is a predicted model, not a curated record.